UUACUCAGGGUGCUUCAAGAUCCUGCCGAUCAGCAGCUGGGUUGGCAUACUCCUGCUACAUCUAUAUUAGUAGUUAAAAAGGAUAUGGAUGAUACAGUUACUGAAGAAUUUAAGGCAAUUGUCCAAUGGCUUCUAGAGGAAAGGAAGCUGAAAGUAUAUAUAGAGGAAUCUGUUAAACAUCAACCUGGCAUCGUUGAUGAUCAUCAUUUCCGCAGCACAUUGCAAAAUUUACUAACAAUUAAUAUUGAAAUAGAUGACUAUAAAUUGGAACUGGUUGACCUAGUGGUUUGCCUUGGUGGCGAUGGCACUUUUCUACACGCAUCAUCUCUUUUUCAACAAAAUGCGCCUCCUGUAAUUGCUUUUAGUCUUGGGACCCUUGGCUUUUUAACUAAAUUUAAAAUAAGCGAUUUCAAAUCGGUUAUUGAUAAAGUAUUGGAUGACAAUCCUCGAGUAGCAUUACGUAAUCGCCUCACGUGCGAAAUUCAUUUUAGUAAGAAUAAAACAGUAGAGAAACAUGCUGUAAGUCAAGUUCUAAAUGAGAUUGUUGUCGAUCGUGGACCAUCAGCUUUUUUAACUAAUCUUAAUAUCAUCUGUAACGAGCGACAUAUAACGAACAUUGAAGGCGACGGGCUGAUUAUUGCUACUCCAACUGGCAGCACCGCCUAUUCUCUUGCAUCCGGAGGUUGCAUGGUCCAUCCGUGUGUCCCAUCAAUAUUAUUUACUCCAAUUUGCCCUCAUGCGUUGUCAUCGAGACCAGUUAUUUUACCCGCCGGAGUGCAAUUAAAAAUUCAAACUUCCGAGAAUGCUCGAGGACCAAUGUGGAUCUCAGUAGAUGGUCGAUCACGUCAACAAUUAUCUCCUGAUGAUUAUAUUUGCAUCACUACUUCCAUUCAUCCUCUAGCAUGUAUUUGUGCCAACGAUCCAGUUGAGGACUGGUUUAUAAGUAUUAGCGAUUGUUUACAUUGGAAUAUGCGCCAUCGACAACGAUAA
Molecule: messenger RNA, 990 nt
Organism: Trichoplax adhaerens
Lineage: Eukaryota; Metazoa; Placozoa; Uniplacotomia; Trichoplacea; Trichoplacidae
Exons: 8
Biological process (GO): NAD+ metabolic process; NADP+ biosynthetic process
Molecular function (GO): NAD+ kinase activity
Source: RefSeq, a predicted model, not a curated record